UUAAAAAAAACUUCGCUUACCUUUUCCACAGAUGAAUAUUUAAAUUUAAGAAUAAGCCUUGUUGUAAUCCACCAUGCCUUGGCUCUGACUUCUCCCAUUACUUAAGUUUCCGUGCUGCCUCAGCUCCCUCAUCUCCAGUGAAGCGCGGGUGUGUGUGCCAGCAUAUGGUCACUGCCACACAAAGGAGAACAGGGGGCCACUAGUGCUGCUGCGCCUCCACCCGUCUUUCAUUACCUUUCUAUCUCGCUGCCUCUGACCCCCUUCUCCCUCCCCGGCGACCAUGCUGGCCAGCUGGCUCCAGAUACGGUGUCACUUUCCUGGCUGAGCAGGAGGCAAUGACUUUUUAGUUAUUGUAUGGGGGUUUGUGCAUGUUGUAACAUGAUGGUAACUUGCCGGGAUCCAAGAACCUCCACUGAGCUUGUUCUGUGUGCCAUAACCUACUCGUAGCAGCCAGGCAUGGUGCUGCACCGGGCCAUCCAGGCAGCUCGAGCAGGGGAUCUGGCAAUCCUGAGGGAGCUGGCGUCCUCAGGUCACCUCUCUCCUCUUAUCACUGAUGCCCAAGGCGCCAGCCCAGUGCACCAUGCAGCCAGGUGUGGACGCCUGGAGUGCCUGCAGUUCCUGGUGAGCGAGCAGGGUCUGGCAGCUGAUUGCAGGGCCUUGAACAGGGCCACGCCGGCACAUGACGCAGCAGCUACUGGCCACAUCCGGGAGCUGCGAUGGCUUGUGGAGGAAGGAGGUUGCAACAUUGAGGAUCGGGAUGCAGGGGGCGCCACAGCCCUUCACCUUGCAGCUCGUUUCGGUUGCGUCGAGGUCGUUGAGUGGCUGCUUUCAGCUGGAGGACUGGCAGAGGCGGAGACAAACUGUGGAGCAGUUCCUGCUCACUACGCUGCAGCCAACGGUCACCUCGGCUGUUUGAAACUACUCGUUCAGCAGGCACCUGGGUGCGUGAACCACCAGACAGGUAUGGGUGCGACCCCGCUCUACCUGGCCUGCCAAGAAGGCCACCUCCAUGUUGUCCAGUACCUUGUUAAGGACUGCGACGCCGACGUCGACCUGAGGGCGCACGAUGGCAUGACGUGCCUGCACGCUGCAUCUCACAUGGGUCAUCAUGCAGUGGUGGAGUGGCUGGUGACCUGCACUGAUGUCAACAUAUCCUGCCAGGACAGAGAUGGAGCCACUGCUCUGCACUUUGCUGCCAGCAGGGGGCACUAUUGCAUCUUGGAGACACUUCUUCACUUGGGUUCAAAGGUUAUCAAAGAUCACUGGGGAGGGACCCCACUUCAUGACGCUGCAGAGAAUGGAGAGCUGGAGUGCUGUAGAAUCCUGUUAGCCAAUCAAGCAAACCCCUCACAUCAAGACAUUGAUGGAUUUACAGCUGCAGAAUUGGCUGAGUACAAUGGACACUAUGAAUGUGCCAGAUAUCUCCGUGCCAUUGAGGCAAAAGCAGAUAACAUUGAGAUCAUCACUUCAGUGGAGGAAGGAGAGAAAGUGAAGCCGCCUGUGUUGCUGCAGCAAAGCAGGAAAGACUACUACGGAAGCCUGAGUGACACACGCAGCGACAGUUGCAGCACAAACACACCCAUGGAUAGUUUGAAGCAACCUGAAAGUGAGGAGUCUCCACAGGCCAGAUACCCUCAACCGUCAGCCAUCCUCCACAGAAUAGAGCAGGUUCAGACUGCAACAUCUGUUAUUAAAGGUUUCACUCAGCCCAAGGCAGCUGGGAGUAAGACAAAUGUCUCCGCUGAUAAGACGAUGUUGCCUGACGCAAACUUCCUGUCUGAAAAGAAUCUGUUUGGGAACAUGAAGUCCAUUACAUCUCUGAAGCAGUCGGGGGUGUCGGGAGCCUUCACUGGACAAGCAAAUAAAAUGGUGGUCCUGCCCACUGAGGAGGCGAACCUGUCGGACAUCGACUACCUGGUGCCCACCCACGACGAGAAAGGCCGUCCCAUCGCUGAGUGGAAAAGACAAGUCAUGGUGCGACAGCUGCAGGCCAGGCUGCUGGAUGAGGAGGAUCAGAGGAGGAAGGAGAACGGGAACAGAUUCGUUAAAGUCAGCUGGAGGUACUCCCAAGCCCACAACGCCAUCCUGGGGCCUUUUGGUGAGCUGCUGACCGAGGAUGACCUCAUCUAUCUGGAGCAGCAGAUCGCCAGCGUCUACAUGCAGAGGAAAAGUGAAGGCUACGAGCUGGAGCUGGCUCGACUCGCCGAGGAGCUCAGGCACAUCCUGCCCGCACCGAUAGUCAACAUCACCGUCAACACACAGUUCCGAAACUUCACCAGUCAAGUUCCCCUCCCCAUGUGGUGUGGUCGCAUCUCUGGCAUCGUACAGAGCAUGUCUCUGCUCUUGACCAACCUGACUGACCAGCCUCACUGUAAGAUGCCCAACACUGACCUGAUCACCGUGUUCUCCCAGACUCCCGACAGACAGAACUCCAUCAGAGGACGCAGAGAGAGGAUAGAGGAUGAGAUCCAUCAGUUUGGAGUUUCUGUGAGGACUCUGAAGUCUAACUUUGAGAUGCAGGAUUCACCGCUGUCAGUCGAGCCAGAAGAGGCCGUAGUGUUAAAUUCACCCACAGAGCUCAUGACAGCAGAGCAGCAUAAACAGACUAAAACGGUAAUUCCAGCCAAAGAAACAGACCAGAACAGCGACUCCGGCAUUGACUACGAUGAAAAUGUCGCAGACGUCCUGGAGACCACCAGCCUGAGAAAAGAGCGCAUCGUCGUGCUCUUCUUGGGGCACUGGAAGAAAUCUGCCUACGCCGUGACGCAGAGGAAGGUGAGCGUUGGAAACGUGGGAGCGGGCGACAGAUCUGGGUCAGACCGUACAGGCAGCGUGGACAGCGACCAGUCCAAGAUGAUGAACAGUUCUCUGGGACAUUUCUUCAAACAGAGGAGCGCCGUCAACAAGAUGCUGGGGAACUGGAGGAACAUGAUCUCCAGUGUCCCGUCCAGACAGAUACGCAGGCUCCACAGGGAGAAGGCUCUCUACUCUCCAGAGCAGUUCCUUCCUCGUGUGGACGGCGUGCCUGUGGAGUACGACAACCUGACCUUGGAUCUCUUCAUGCUGGGCUACUUUCACAUCCUGGAGUUGGAUCUGCCGGUGGAUGAACGCAAGAUGAGACACCUGCUGUGCUUCGAGGUGUUCGACCACAUCGGCAGCUUCCCCUGGGAGCUGGUCAGGGACUUUCACAAAGCCGUCAUACAGGACAUUGAGGCCGGAAAUCGCGAGUGGGUAGACGGCUUUGAGGACAUUAAAGUCAAGUUCUUCGGAAACGCUGUGAGUCAACCCGAAAUCACUGCAGAGGUGGUGAAACAUAGCCUCCCAGAUGUCAGACAGGUCCCUAAAGUCAUUGUGCAGACACCUACGCCCGAUGAGGGGACACUCUGUAAGGGCACUGAUAUUUCUAGUUUCAGCAAUGAAGAAAUUUGUAAAUACAUCGACCGCAGUUUUGCUUUUUGGAAAGAGAAAGAGGCAGAGAUUUUUGAUUUUGAGUAGUUUUCUUUGUGUUCCAUUUUUUAUAUGUAUAUUUUUAAUGUUUUGUAGGUAGAUGAUGGUAGAGCUGGGUAUUGUGACUUGAACUGUCUCUAGCAAUUGUCAAGUACUGCUAGAAUUUGAGCCUUGUUUACUUUUUCUGACAUUGUGUACUUAGUGAAUUUUCAUUUUGUUAAUUUUAUACUGUAUUUUAAUAUGCUUAUGCUAAUAUAUUAAAAGUCAUGAACUCCACAGGUUUGGACCAUGUUGUUAAAUUUUUGAUAAUCUAGAUUAUACUUUAUUUAGAUAUUUCAGGAUUUUUUUUAAAUUUGAUGAUUUCUCUUUCCAGCCCUGUAUCUGAAGAGAUCACGUUGAGGAAACUAGUGUGAUUUCAGUGGAAUGAAAUCUGUUAACCACGCAUGUCAAACCAAAACAAACAGCAAUGACAACUGAAGCCAGUAAGCUAAUGCCAAUUCUAGCCAUCACAUGUCACAUGACGUAUGAAGUUUAGAGUCACUUUGUGGUCCUUCUGCAGCCGAUAGAGGUUUUCAUUGUGGAAAUGCCAGCACAAUAAUAAUAACCCUGGUCUUGUUUCUCUCCUUGCCUGAAUCCUUUUUAGCCAAAAAAGUGAGUAAAUCUGGAGGUUUUCCUUCUGUGGGAAACCUUUA
Solea senegalensis (Senegalese sole) is the source of this 4139-nucleotide messenger RNA. RefSeq names its product espin-like protein. Lineage: Eukaryota; Metazoa; Chordata; Actinopteri; Pleuronectiformes; Soleidae. Gene Ontology annotation, cellular component: cytoplasm. Bases 457 to 3495 code for a protein of 1012 amino acids. The record is from RefSeq and is a predicted model, not a curated record. Gene Ontology annotation, biological process: actin filament bundle assembly. Gene Ontology annotation, molecular function: actin filament binding. The transcript is spliced from 11 exons.